AUGGAGGACGAGUUUCCACUUCCUUUCACGGACAAUGAAGCCACAACCUCUCAGAUAACGGUGCUGCCAUCUUGCACUGAUUGCCUUUUUGUGACCGAAUACUUCACCCGCACGCCUCGGAAACUGAAUGCAUUCAACUCGUUCGCCAGCGUGGAACUGUUCCACUUCAAUGUGCCUGACGACACCAUGAUGGCCGUAUGGAACCUCAUCACCUUCAAGGAGCAGGGGGGCACGUUCGGAGACAGCUGCCCAAACCGCAACGUGACCGUGUACUUCAGGUCCGGCGCUCCGCCAGUAAUCAACCCCCUGUGCACCAGCUUCCCACGGGACACGGUUGUCCCAGGAUCCUUUGCUGUGACUCUGACCUGGACCCUCCCGAACCGAACCACAGGAGCGUUCAACGUGACCAGCCCGCUCCCCGGGGACUGGUUCCUCGCGGCACAUUUACCCAAGGAUGAAGGCAAGAUCUCAGUCAAGGGGCUCUCUGAAGAAUGCCAGUAUCUGUUCCAACCUCAGCUCAUCGUCCAGAGGCUGAUCGGGAUUUCAGUUCUCUAUCCAGGAUACUUCAUCGACCAGAUGAUCCCCAUCCACAACAGAUCUGUUCUUUAUAAAGUAUUCAUCCCCAAUUAUAUAUCGAAGGUGAAGGUUCAGCUGGUAAACUGCAGCACCAAGAACAAGAGCAGCGACAGUUGUCCCGUGGUGCUGAAGAUAAGAGCCCGGGCGCCGCCGGUUCAUAACUCAAGUGCCCUCGACUGCAGGGAGUGGAACCCGUGUGAGUUAGACACGCUGGAUCCUUCCUGGGAACAGUGGUACUACAUCCUGGUGGAGAGAUACCUGAGCAACUCUGACGUCUACUUCCGCAUCGGGGUGCAGGUCACAGAUUGCUCCAAGCCCAAUUUGUCCAAGGACCGCGCUCAGCCCGGCUCCUCCAUGAACAUGCCGCAGUCCUUCGGCGACAGCAUCGUUUACCUCCCCCCCACAGCCGACACCAACAAGUGCUGGCCCAUUCGCCCGACCCUGCGCAACGAGCUGGACACCUUCUCCGUGCACUUCUACGUCUUCUUCGGGCCAAAUAUAUCGGUGCCACCCGACCGGGCCGCCGUGUUCGCCAUCAACCUGAUGCCAGUUCUAGACAGUGGAGGAGUCCUCAACAUGGAGCUCAAGCUCAACGUGACGACGCUGAGAGGAGCCAAUGUCACGGUGUUCGGCUGCUUGAAUCACGGGACGCCUCUCUUCUUACGAGGCAACUCAUCACUGAAAUGUGAAUCAGAAUCGGUGUCCGGGUUCUUCCUCUCUGUAAACGCCUCUGCUAACAUCACCAAGCUGAGGAUUCCCUACCCACAGACCGGAACCUGGUACCUCAGCCUGCGCUCUCUUUGUGGCACUGAACACGGAUUUGAGGCGUGCACCAACGUUACAGCCGAGGUGUACAUGCGCUCGUACCUGACUCCCUGCAUCAACGACUGUGGCACGUACGGACAGUGCAAACUGCUGCGCACCAACAACUACCUGUACGCUGCAUGUGAAUGCAAAGCAGGUUGGGAAGGCUGGGGCUGCACAGACAACUCGGAGGCUUACUCCUACAGUUUCCAGCUCCUCUCCACGCUGCUGCUCUGUCUCAGUAACCUGAUGUUCGUCCCGCCCGUGGCCAUCGCCAUCCGAAGCCACUAUCUGCUGGAGGCGUCCGUCUACAUCUUCACCAUGUUCUUCUCCACUUUCUACCACGCAUGUGACCAGCCGGGGAUCGUGGUGUUCUGCAUCAUGGAGUACGACGUGCUGCAGUUCUGUGACUUCCUCGGGUCGCUCAUGUCGGUGUGGGUCACCGUCAUCGCCAUGGCGAGGCUGAAGUCCAUCAUUAAACAGGUGCUGUAUCUGCUGGGGGCGAUGUCUCUGUCCAUGGCGCUGCAGCUGGACCGUCAUGGUCUGUGGAACCUGCUGGGACCCAGCCUGUUUGCUCUGGGCAUCAUGGCCGUGGCCUGGACCGUGCGCACCGUCCGGCGGCGGCGCUGCUACCCGCCGACCUGGAAGCGCUGGGUGUUCUUCCUCUUCCCGGGCACCAUGAUCGCCACGUCCGCCGUGGCCCUCUACGCCUUUGUGGAGACGGAGGAGAACUACUUCUACAUCCACAGCAUCUGGCACAUGCUGAUCGCCGGGAGCGUGGGCUUCCUCCUGCCCCCCCGCGCCAAGACCGACGCCAAGGUGACCCCGCUGAAGCGCAGGCGGGGCUGCGGCUACCAGCUGUGCGUGAACGAGCACGAGGAGCUGGGCCUGGUGGACCCGGCCAUCAUCUCCAUCAACAGCAUCUGCACCAGCUGA
Limanda limanda (common dab) is the source of this 2316-nucleotide messenger RNA. It is a transcript of the gene tmem8b, whose product is annotated as transmembrane protein 8B. Gene Ontology annotation, cellular component: plasma membrane. The coding region runs from base 1 to 2316 and encodes 771 amino acids. The transcript has 14 exons. The record is from RefSeq and is a predicted model, not a curated record. Lineage: Eukaryota; Metazoa; Chordata; Actinopteri; Pleuronectiformes; Pleuronectidae.